Messenger RNA from Hydra vulgaris (swiftwater hydra), 2242 nucleotides. RefSeq names its product PTB domain-containing adapter protein ced-6. The record is from RefSeq and is a predicted model, not a curated record. NCBI's taxonomy places the organism in Eukaryota, Metazoa, Cnidaria, Hydrozoa, Anthoathecata, Hydridae.
AUUGUUAUUAUUAUUAUUUAUUAUUAUAAAUUUUUUAAAUUACGAUUUUUUUUUAAGUUUUAGUGUUAAUAAAAAUAUUUGAUCAUUACAAUAUGGUCAGUUUUAAAGUAGGAUCUAUAUAAAACAAAUAAAAUGGAUAAAAGCAACCCACAAAAGAGAUUACAGACAAUAAAAAAAUUUCAAGAAGGAUUUGUUGUAUUUCGAGCAAAGUAUUUAGGAUGCAUACCUGUGCAAAAAUCAAAGGGAGUUGAAGUCAUUAAAGAAGCCAUUAGAAAAUUAAAGAUAGCACACCAGCUGAAAAAGUCAGAAGCUGGGAUAAAGGAAAGUAAACUUAUGAAGGUGGAAAUACAUAUUUCAAUGAAUUGGAUAAAAAUCAUAAAUUCAAAGAGCAAAGUAAUGGUUUGUAAUCGCCCAUUGCAUCGAGUAUCCUACUGUGCUGAUGACAACACUGAUAAAAAGAUAUUUUCAUUUAUAGCAAAAGACCAAGAAAGCAACACUCAUUCCUGUUUUGUACUGAAGUGUGAAAAAGAGGCGACAGAUUUAACGCUAACAUUUGGCGAAGCAUUUGAUUUAGCAUAUAAACGUUAUAUACAGACUGAAAAAGAAGAGCUAAAAAAGAACAAGGAACUAAUAAAUAUUAGUGCACAUAUUGAAGAGUUCAAAAAAGAAAACCCAAAAUUUCAGAAAGGAAUUGAAGCAUCUACUUUAUUAAGUUCACCACGUCAAAUGGAUGAACCGCUCACUAGGACAGUUCCUUUAAGUGCAUCUGCCCGAUUAUCGUCUACUUUAUUAGAAGAAAAUUUAGUUAAAGAAAAUACAUCUGAAAACGUCAUCACUGAUAAUGCUCGCUUUCUUUCUAAUAUAGAAAACUCAUCGUAUGAAGUUUUUCAAGAUGCCUCAGCUCACAACCACUCGAGUUUGAACGACUUUGAUUGGUUUAAUUAUUCGAAUUCUAAUAAUAAUGCAAUGCACAGUCGUCCAUUCGAUCAUAAUGUUGAUCCGUCAAUAGUCGACCAACUUCAAGAUUCCAAGGUUUCCGAUUCAGGUCUUUCGAAUACAGACUUUUUUGAUUUUUUAAGUAAAAGUCCCUCUGAACAAGACUUUGCACUUACUAAUGACCCUUUUGCCGAUAAUCCACAUUGGAAUAACGUUGUUAAAAAAGAAUUAAGUAUCAGUGAAUCUUUUGAUAACGAUGUUUUAAACUUACCAACGAAUCCCUUUCGGGUUAAUUCUGACCAAAGUUGUAAUAAUAUGUAUUCACAAAAUGGUUCCGCAAGAUUAGAAAGCGAAACAAAGGAAUCUGAUAGUUUUUCACAAUUUCUUUCAAGUUUAGUCGGCAGAACGGAAAAUCUUGAAAUAAACAAUAAUUCUGACCAGUUUUCUAGUGGAGCGUUUUUUAAUUCUUUCGAAACUAACUUUGACGAAAAUGGAUUUAAAGCAACAAACGAAAUAAAUUUAUCAUUUGAAACAUUAAAUAGCAAUAACCUAGAUUUAAUUUCCCCAUCAGAAAUUCAGACUUCAUCAACACCACGAAACGAUUUAAGUUCAAUUAAAUGUGAGAAUUCUCGUCCACGUCCGACUGGCAAUACCUUGAAAGGUAAUCUUCUUCCAGCUCCUCCUAGUAAAAAAACUAUGAAAGUUACUACGGCUGUUUCAAAGCCUAUUACCCCGAUUGCUGCUCCAACAGUGCGCAGUAAUUCUAUUUCAACAGUGCGCAAUAAUUCUAUUCCAACAGAGCGCAAUAAUUCUAUACCAACAGAGCGCAAUAAUUCUAUUCCUGCGGACAGUGAAAGCAUCUCAAAUGCGAGAGAUGUAAAACAAUCAGAUGCUUCACGUAAGGUCAACCGAUUGUCAGUCGGUAACAUUGCUCAUAUACUACCUAACGUUGAAAAAGCGCAAUCUCCUAACACAGACUUUCGAUCGCGAUCUAGAUCUUCAGUUUCAGCGAAGAAACAAUAUUCUUUAUUUCAGGUGUCAAAAACUCUCGAAGGUAUGAUUGAUUGAAAAAACAAUACAUUAUAAGUUGAUUGGUUGAACGAAUAACAAAUCUUAAAUUAAAUUGUUUAAAUGGAUAGUAUGCGUGAAUUUGGCAUACAACUUUGGCAAUGAUGCUAUGGUUGAUCUUAUUCUCCUAAAUAGUCUUAUGAAAGCGUUAGGAACAGUCCAUAAAUUACGCGACGCUAAAUUUAUUUUUAAAAUAAAAAAGUUCAUUUGCACUUUAGCGCGGCGAUUUUCAUUGAAC